Emiliania huxleyi CCMP1516 is the source of this 605-nucleotide messenger RNA. RefSeq lists its product as hypothetical. The coding region runs from base 1 to 417 and encodes 138 amino acids. NCBI's taxonomy places the organism in Eukaryota, Haptophyta, Isochrysidales, Noelaerhabdaceae. Gene Ontology annotation, molecular function: peptidyl-prolyl cis-trans isomerase activity. The transcript is spliced from 3 exons. The record is from RefSeq and is a predicted model, not a curated record.
AUGGGCAAGGACCGGCGGAAGGAGAAGGCAGAGGAGAGUGAGUCGCUCGGAAAGAAGGCUGACAAGUUUGGCAAGAAGGGCGACGGCAAGAUUGCGCAGAACCAGGGGCCAGACAAGUCGUUCACUCACCAGACCUGCCGGCAUAUCCUCGUACAGAAGCAGUCGGACGCGCUGCGGAUAAGCGAAGAGAUACACACGGGCAAAAUCAGCUUCAACGAGGCCGCCUUCAAAUACUCCGAGGACAAGGCCGGCGCACACGGCCUUCUCGGCGACAAGGCCCAGAACGAGCUCGACCCCGACUUCUGGGCGGCUUCCAUCAAGUGCAAGGAGGGAGACUGGCUGCGAGAACCCGUGAAGACGCAGUGGGGCUGGCACCUGAUAAUGGUGCAGGCGCGAAUCACAAAGAAGAAGAAGUAGCAGCUGACUUCAGGGGAGAAGGCGCCGUCUCACUCACGACGGUGUCGCGGCCGGCAGAGACGAGAGAGCCCGCGCACACCGCACCAGUCCGCAGUCCCGCACUCAGAUCUCAGUCUCGCCUCUCGGCAUAUUUUUGUCGACUUGUGGCCCAUUACGUCGUCCAUUCGUACACAUCAUGUCUCGCCGUC